AUGAUUGACAUGAAGAGAUUUCGUAGAAUGAGAGAGUCGAGCGUUGUUCUCCAAAAACUUGAGCUGAGCAGAGGAGCGGGACGAGAGUAUAGUUAUAGAGCAAAUAAGCAAGCCAAGAACAUUACCGAGAAGAAAAUAGUAGCUGCUAGAAUUGAAAACAAGAAAAGAGACAUAGAGCCGCUGUCCUUACAUGCUUAUGCUGAACCGGAACAGGAGCUGAACAGAAUCGAAGGAUAUUGUGACUUGUUGCUGUCCAAGAACCUUGAUGCUCACUUGUUCUGCCCUUGCAUCAAAUUUUCAGGGAUAGAGAAGAACAAGGAUGUAGAGAUGAAGAAGAAAAGGUUGGACGUUGUUACUCUGGUGUUUUUAGCCCACAAGCAGCUAGAGUUGCCUACGGGACCAAAGUCUCAGACUUUGUAUUAUGAUGAGCUGAAACUUCAUGGUUACCAACUGCUUGGGACAUUGUUUUUGCAAGUACAAGGUAAGGAGAAGCACAGGAAGUACCACAAGACCUGGAAUUUCAACUACCAAAACAAGUUUCUUGCUGGUCUGAGACGGCUAGAGUAUGUCUACUCAAGUUGA
This is a messenger RNA of Microthlaspi erraticum, 582 nucleotides long. The record is from the annotation of a GenBank genome assembly. Lineage: Eukaryota; Viridiplantae; Streptophyta; Magnoliopsida; Brassicales; Brassicaceae.